Molecule: messenger RNA, 2241 nt
Organism: Stylophora pistillata
Lineage: Eukaryota; Metazoa; Cnidaria; Anthozoa; Scleractinia; Pocilloporidae
Biological process (GO): negative regulation of cAMP-dependent protein kinase activity
Cellular component (GO): cAMP-dependent protein kinase complex; cytosol
Molecular function (GO): cAMP binding; protein kinase A catalytic subunit binding; cAMP-dependent protein kinase inhibitor activity
Source: RefSeq, a predicted model, not a curated record
GCUGUUAUUUCCUUGUAUAAUAUCAAUGGAAAAACAACGGCAAUUUUUAUAAGGUAGCUAGUCUCUAAGUUCUAUUUCUAGAAAAAUCUUGAGCAAUCACUAAUGGCAUUUGCUGAUCCAACAACUCAAAUGAUGCUGGGACUGAUGGAGAGUGUUCUCAUGAACCCCCCAGAAUGUCGCACUCUUGAAAAAGUUUGCAUGAUUCUUCCUCUGCUAAGAACGAGAUCGCCUCUAUUUUAUAACCUCGACAAAGAUAUCCUUGUGGACAUUGCCACAAAUGCCAGUCUGAAGAAAAUCAAAAGAGAUCAUGCAGUCAUCUGGCAAGGGCAAGAAGGAAAUAAUUUUGGGAUCAUUAUCAAAGGAGCUGCGUCAGUACAUGCCAGGAAGGACCACGGACGGGUACCCCAGCAGGACACCGUCUCAAUACCCCGUGCGCUAAGAGAACGUGUCGCCAUGGUCGGCCCUGAGCUUGGGCACAUUUCAGCGGGAAGCAGCUUCGGUGAAAUGGCCAUGUCAUGUGACCAUCUACCAUACAACGUAACUGUUAUAGCUGAUGAACUAGUGCAUGUGCUUCUUAUAAACAGAACACUUUACGCGACAUCUUUUGGAGCCCACAAGCUGGAGUGGGAAAAAAAGGUCGAAUUCGUCAACCAGUCUCCGCUUUUUCGACAUCUGACGCCAGCUCUCAAGGACUUGCUCAUGGAGAACUUAAAACCGCGCGAGAUACAGUUUGGUAAUCGCUUCAUAAAGCAAGGAGGCGUUUGCAAUUGCCUUUUCUUCGUACGUAGUGGAUGGGGUAAAGUCGUAGCAGAUCUGCGCAUCAGCAGGACCCAGUAUGAAGCAAUCAAAACAACUUCAAGAGGCAAGCAGAAAGCCUUAGGUCGGAAGACUAUUAGCUGCGACAGGGAAUACAUCCACAGUAAGAAACUUGAUCCCACUCGCCCUCUUUCAGUCAUCGACAGACGAAAGCACAUGCAGAAGUUUGGAUACGUUGCCAUAGAGACGCUUCUGCGGCAGAGAGAAGUGCCCGUGACGUCAACUGGUCCAAAUGACGUCAUCGGUGACAUUGAGGUUAUAAUGAAUUUCCCAACGUACUGUGCGAGCAUGGAGUGUAUUGAAACCUUGCACGUCUACGAGCUGAGCAAGUUCAAUUUUUAUCAAAUUAUUAACCAGAGGAGUACUAAAACAUACGAUCUAUUGCGAAAAGGUGCUCUCGCCAAGCUUCAUUUUCGAGCCCAGCGCCUGAAGGAUAUACCGUUGUACACCUUACUACUCGAGCAAGCCUUAUCUCCUGUUGAAGAUCCAACCAGGAAAUCACCUCUUUGGACAAAAAAGUCCAUUCAAAUCAAAGCUAUGAAGAAAGUGUUAGGCAACAUGAGCAAAACCCAACAGACGCCUGGAAUGGACAAGCCAAUUGACAGCAAGGAAGCCAGGCAGAGAAGACACAGCGGAAACAAGAGUGAUGACAAACAGCUGGACAAGAAGUCUGCUCCCAAACAGUAUACCGUCGCGGAAUUCCGUGCUUUAAAGAAGAAAAUGCAAGCGAUGGAAGGAAUAGGUGGUUGGCGAACUUUGAUUUAAUGUCAUCCGUCUCUAUCGAAUGGGAUCAAUGUUAAAUCCUCGAACCCAACAGAACAUCUUUUCAAGAGUUUGUAACUGACAGGGAAAAGAUUGUGUUAAUUCAGAGAUCUAGGUACAUGCUAGUACCGUGGAAUAUGCAAGGAUUCAGUGUCAUCUGACGGUUUUUGGCCAAGAAGUCAACUGGUCAAAAAAGGAUUACGUCUUGACAACUGAUCAAUUUUGACGUUAUUUGUUUGCUCUAUUCCUUUUUUCCCAGCGCAUUACUUUUAAAUCAAUCUGUCGAACCUAGCCUGGUAUGUGUAGAACGCUGUGCAAAACUAAGUUUUAUCAAAGUUCAGGUGAAAUAAGAAUUUCAACCACUUAUUCAGGCGCGUAGCGUGGUAAUUUUUUCAAGUACGCACAAGUACAUAUCUAGAAACCUAAGUAAACUGAGCGAAAAAUACUGCAUUAUUUAUUUCUUGUUUGAAAUAGUUGUGUGAAUACAAGCACAGAAGAAAGCGUCUUGCUCCUAUUUUGAGCAAACUUGGCGCAAACACAACAUUGUUUUCAAAUUUUUCUGGUCACUUCAAGUAUUCACGUACGUAUAUGCGUAGAGGACGCUACGCGCCUGUUAUUGUGAUGUGGUGACAGUAUUUCUUAUAUAAACGGAGCUUUUGGAUA